Messenger RNA from Saccostrea cuccullata (small rock oyster), 1270 nucleotides. RefSeq names its product putative transferase CAF17 homolog, mitochondrial. The record is from RefSeq and is a predicted model, not a curated record. Gene Ontology annotation, cellular component: mitochondrial matrix. Gene Ontology annotation, molecular function: protein binding. The transcript is spliced from 6 exons. Gene Ontology annotation, biological process: iron-sulfur cluster assembly. Lineage: Eukaryota; Metazoa; Mollusca; Bivalvia; Ostreida; Ostreidae. Bases 19 to 1101 code for a protein of 360 amino acids.
CAAACAAAGACCAGUGAAAUGAGACUUCUGGUUCCAACUUGGCAAAGAAUAACGCGCCAAUGUCCAAUUUCCAUCCUAUGCCGCUGUCACAAGGUAGAGCCUAGCGGAAGAGACAACAUUAAUUUCACAGGGAGGGAAUCCCGGACUUACAGUGUGUGGAGGACAUGGAGGUUGUACAGAAUGAGUAACAGAGGGAUGAUAAGACUAGAGGGGGCGGAUGUGGUACCAUUCUUACAGGGACUGGUCACAAAUGAUGUCACACAGUUAGAGGAAGACAAGGAAUCCAUAUAUACCAUGAUGCUGAAUCCACAGGGAAGAGUGCUGUAUGAUAUUAUCAUGUACAGGAAUAAUAAAGACACCAAUGUUCCUGGUGUAUUGAUGGAGUGUGACCAUGAAGUCAUAAAAGACAUGAUUAAACUUGUUAAAAAGUAUAAAAUUAGAAAAAAGGUAGACAUAGCAGAAGUAAGUAAUGAAUUCCAGACCUUUGCUGCCUUGCCCUCAGAACAACAAAGUGAAAGAGUGUGGCUGCCUAUCAAACGAGGGGAGACAAUUCAUUGUGAACCUGAUCCUAGAUUAGAGCACUUUGGCUGGAGAAUCAUAGCCAGGGAUCAACAGUCUGUCCUAGCAGCCACUGACACUGACUGUGAGGUACAAGUGGGGGAGGAGAGGGAGUACCACAUCCAGCGCUACAAAACGGGGCUCCCCGAGGGGACUCUAGAUCUUCCUCCUGGCCAGUGUCUACCACUGGAGAGUAACCUUGUCUUUCAUAAUGGAGUGAGUUUUAGUAAAGGCUGUUAUAUAGGGCAGGAGCUGACAGCCAGGUCUCACCACACGGGGGUAAUCAGGAAACGACUCGUUCCUAUAGAGUUUGACAGAGUUCCAGAGGAUAUCAAAACAGGAGAAACCAUAGAAACAGCAGAUACAAAGAAGAAUGCUGGGAAGUAUAGAAAUUCAUUGGAUAAGUUUGGCUUAGGACUAAUACGAUUGGCUGAAGUCAAAAAGAAGCUUGUUAUUUCUACCCCUAGUGGACAGCAGUACAAUGUAAGGGCUCAUAUUCCCAGCUGGUGGCCGCAGGAAGGGGAGGUUACUGUUCAACAAUAAACAUUUAAGCGAUUUGUGUGAUAAUCUAAAAUUUGUUGUGCCAGUCAUUAGAAUGGGAUAGCACCAGUACAGAAUAGUACAUGAAUAAGAUAAGGUUUUGCCUGUUCUCUGUAUUUGUAAUUGUGAAAUGGAAAUUUACAUGUACCAAAAUAAAUUAUUUAAAAAUGUC